Molecule: messenger RNA, 1852 nt
Organism: Galdieria sulphuraria
Lineage: Eukaryota; Rhodophyta; Bangiophyceae; Galdieriales; Galdieriaceae
Product: tRNA (5-methylaminomethyl-2-thiouridylate)-methyltransferase
Exons: 6
Coding region: 25-1692 (555 amino acids)
Biological process (GO): tRNA processing
Molecular function (GO): sulfurtransferase activity
Source: RefSeq, a predicted model, not a curated record
UUCCCCUCUUUCCUUUAUGGGCGAAUGAGCUUCGUUUCUUGUUUAUUGGUCAACUUUCCCUUGCGUCGUGUGCAACGUUUUAUUAUUCUAGAAAGAACUGUUGUUCAACGUUGUAAAGAUUCUAUUACACAUCACUUAAGAAAGAAACAAAUUCUAACGCUUCCUUCUACGUACUCGAGGAAAUGCAGCUUUUGUCGAAGCAGACGUGUGCAAACAAGUUCCUUUCAACUUUUCACAACGCUUGCAAGUCAUAGUGAAGUAUGUUUACCCAAAAAGUUGGAAGAUCUUUGUCAAGAUCUUUAUCAAAGUCCUGAUAAGAGUUCAAAACUUUGGAAACUAGUGGAGUGGGGAAAUGGUCUGACUGAAACCUUACCAGUGGAAGAAAGGAUUUCGAAACAUAAAGUAGCAGGCUGUGCUUCCGUUGUUUAUAUUAAAGUUACUUUGCGUAACGAAAAAGUUUUUCUGAGAGGCUUCGCGGACUCCAAAGUUGCAAAGGGCUUGUUAUUUCUUUUACUCUCUGGUCUGCAAGACACAGCUGUCCAACAAGUGAAAACACUGUCUGCAGAAGUCAUCAUACAAAAGGCUGGUUUAGAAACCAUUCUAUCUUCUUCACGUAUGGGAGGAAUUAAAGGCAUGCUUCGAUAUAUCCAACAACACUGUAACUUGUUACAGAAACCAGAGGGUGCUCCAUCUUGUUCCGAUUCCCAUCAGUAUUCAACAGAUUCAGAGAAAGAUGAGAUUGCUGUAUUGUUAUCUGGAGGAGUGGACUCCUCAGUAGCUUUAAGUAGAUUGUUAGAACAGGGUUAUCGUGUGAAACCUUUUUAUCUUCGCAUUUGGUUAGAAGAUGAGUUGUCACAUUUAGGCAAGUGUCCUUGGGAAGAAGACUUGGUUUACGCCAAUGCAGUUUGUGAGCACUUUGGUUUGAAACUGGAGCAAGUGACUUUACAGAAGGAAUACUGGGAACAAGUGGUUGAAUAUACGAUAUCGGAAGCUCGUGCUGGUCGAACACCCAAUCCAGAUGUGAUGUGUAAUAGUCGGAUAAAGUUUGGAGUUUUUCUGGAUUCGAUAGGGAAGACAUAUCAAAAGAUUGCAUCAGGACACUAUGCUCGUAUUCAAAAGGAACCAUCAACGGGUCUAUUUCAACUUAUGGUUUCUGCAGAUGCACAUAAAGAUCAAACUUACUUUCUCGCGCAUCUGUUACAGAGACAACUCGCAAAGGUUGUAUUUCCAAUUGGUCAUUUGACAAAGGAACAAGUAAGGGCAAUAGCAAGAGAGUUGAAUUUGGCUACCCAAUCUCGAAAAGACUCUCAAGGUAUUUGCUUCCUGGGACAAAUCAAGUUUGAUGAUUUCCUUCGCCAUCAUUUGGGUACGCGACCAGGAAAGCUCGUAGAAGCGGAAACGGGACAAGUUGUAGGGGAACAUUGUGGUUAUUGGUUUUAUACUCCAGGGCAGCGGAAAGGUCUCCGUUUACCAAACGGUCCCUGGUAUGUAUUAACAAAAGAUGUUGAAUCGAAUACUGUAUUUGUGAGCCGUAAUUAUGAUUCACCGGAAAAGCAGAGAAAUUGCUUCAUAGUAGAGAAUGUUCAUUGGCAUAUUCCACUGAGAAUAUGUACCAGUGAAUUGUUGGCUGUACAGGUAAGGAUUCGAAUAAUGAAUGAUCGAAAGAUAUCUACUGUUCACAGGUCAAGUUGAGACACGGCAACUUCUUUCAUCAAGGCUUCAUAAUGGCCUCGGAUGACGGAACUAGAGCAAAGGUGUGGUUGAAUUCAAGAGACAACGGAAUUGCACCAGGCCAAUUUGCUGUAUUUUAUAGAGAUGAAAUUUACUGUAUAGGAGCUGGUAUAAUUUCCAA